AUGGAUCCUCAUGUCAUCUUUAGCCCAAUGAAAAGCUUCUGCAUGUGUUACGGCGUGAUUACGAGUCAGGACUGGAGUAAGACAGAUGACAGAUUGUUGCAGGCUGUAGAACAGAAUGAUCCAGAAAAAGUUGCCACGCUGCUGGUGAAGAAAGGUCUCUGCCCGUCCAAACUGGACUCGGAGGGCAAAUCAGCGUUCCAUCUUUGUGCGUCUCGAGGACGGUUGGACUGUCUGGAGGUCAUCCUCUCUCAUGGGGUGGACGUCAAUGUAACAGACGGCACUGGGUUUAAUGCUCUCCAUCUUGCUGCUAAGAAUGGACAGUCAGAUUGUCUAAAGAGGCUUCUUCAGGAAAGGAUGCCUGUUGACGCCACAGACAGUUUUGGGAGGACGUCCUUACACCAUGCUGCUGUAAGUGGCUGCUUGUCCUGUACUGAGAUUCUGUGGGACUUUAAAGCCAACCUUGAUGUUCAAGAUGGAGAUGGGUCAACUCCAUUGAUUCUGGGUGCCCAGAUGAGCAGAGUCGAACUUUGUGCCUUCCUUUUGGAACGAGGAGCCAAUCCAAAUAUACAGGACAACCAGGGCAGAUCAGCACUGAUGUUGGCCUGUGAGAGUGACAGCAUGGAGAAUGUAGAGGUGUUAUUGAAAGGCGGAGCUAACCCACACCUUACCGAUGCCCUGGGGCACAACUCCGCCCACUACAGCAUCACCGCCGGCAACCACAACAUUACCCAGCUUCUGCAGAGCGUAGGCGUUUCCACAGCCACUGAGGGUUCGAGUGAGGAGCAGGCUCCUCCUCCUCCCAAUCCCCCAUCUAGUGGAACCACACCCCGCAAAAGGAAAGCCCCUCCUCCUCCUAAAUCUCCUGCUCAGGGCCCGCCCCCUUCCUCAGACACCUCAAGCACGCCACCUCCCCCUGUCCCCACCCAGUCACCUGACUCACAGAGCCCCGCCCUGCCUUCUCCUGCCCCCAGGACCCAACUUGCCCCAUCUGAGAACCUUGUGGAGGAUGAGGAAGUCUUUGAAGAGAUCCGUAAGCUCAGGCUGGAGAGAGGUCGCCUGCUGCAGAAAAUCAAGGUUCUGGAGCAGCAGCAGAGCAGCGCCACCACUGCCCUGGAGGAGCUAAACUCUCUGAGAGAGCGUCUGAGCGAGGUUGAGGCAGAGCGUGACCGACUGCUGGCCGAGCUGGAGGAGUUGAGAGCAGCCCAGGUGAGCGGUGUGACCUGUGACUCUGAAGACGCGGAGGACUCAGAUGACAUGUUGGACUUCCCAGGAGCAGAGAAGUUACUAUCUAAGCAAUCGCAAGGUCUGGAUGCUGAUUCGCCGGCUGAGGGCACCUCUCAAGAGAAUCCUGCCAUGGUAGAGCAGCUUCGCAGAAAAGUAGAGGAAAUUACCUCCCAGAAUGCCGACCUGGUUCUCAAAGUGCAGAUGCUGGAAAUGUUUGAGAAGGAUGACACGGAUAUGCAGAGCUCGGGCCCAGAUUUUGUUCCCACAGCUCAGUAUGAAUCUUUAAGGAGAGAGUUUGAGGAACUACAGGAGAAAUACUCAAGAGCCCAGGCUUCAACUGAAGCCUCAAGCAUCGCAGAGGAUCAUGGAUCUGUGGAGAAAGAGGAGAAAGAUCAAAAAGCUCUGGAGGAACAGCUGGCCCAAGCCCAGGCCGAGUUAGAGGAAAUCAAAGAACAGAUGCGUCUGGGGGUCUAUUCAGUGGAGGAAGCAGGAGCGAAACAUGAAGGGGGCUCCGAGUCCCCUGAGAAAGGGGCAAAUCUGGAGAACCAGCAGGAGCUGGAGGUGGAGCUAGCUAGCAAAAAGACAGAUGGGGAGGGGCUUAGUGAAGGUGACAAUGACACCAUACAACAGCUGAAACAGAGGGUGACGGAACUUGAGGCAGCUCUGCAGGAUAGAGAGAAAGGGAAAGAGGGAGAGGAGGAGAACGAGACAGUUGUGAGUCUUAAAGAACGGGUGGAAGAGCUGGAAAAAGCCCUGGAGCAAAGCAAGACGGCAGGGCACGAGGAGGGCGAGGGAGCGCCGGUGAACGGGUUGCAGGCACAGGUGGAAGAACUUGAGCGGGCGUUGAAGGAGAGUGUCCCUCGAGGUCAGUUUGAGCAGGUUCAGGUCACUUUGGGUCUUCAGCUUAACCAACUAGCUCAAGAACGAGCCGAAGUGGCUACCCGACUCAACCAGGCCUUACUGGAACUGGAAAGGCUCCGCCCUCCAUCCCACAUUGGUGAAGAUGAAGACGACGAGGACCCUUCCGAGAGCUCUGAGGUUUCCAUUGCAUCUGCCCAGCAGUUAGCGCAAACAGAAAAAGAGCUGCAAGCAGAGCGGGCACUGCGUGAGCAAGCUCAAACUGAGCUCGCCAGACUGGAAUCCGAGCUGCAGGCUGUGCAAAAAGACUCAGUUAGCAAGGAAGAACAUGAUAAAGUCAAGCACUCAUCUGUAAGAAUUGAUUCACUGAAGUAA
Molecule: messenger RNA, 2457 nt
Organism: Sinocyclocheilus grahami
Lineage: Eukaryota; Metazoa; Chordata; Actinopteri; Cypriniformes; Cyprinidae
Product: ankyrin repeat domain-containing protein 24-like
Exons: 18
Coding region: 1-2457 (818 amino acids)
Molecular function (GO): actin binding
Source: RefSeq, a predicted model, not a curated record